Anarrhichthys ocellatus (wolf-eel) is the source of this 1704-nucleotide messenger RNA. RefSeq names its product SET domain and mariner transposase fusion gene (gene setmar). Bases 58 to 960 code for a protein of 300 amino acids. Gene Ontology annotation, molecular function: zinc ion binding; protein binding; histone methyltransferase activity. The record is from RefSeq and is a predicted model, not a curated record. NCBI's taxonomy places the organism in Eukaryota, Metazoa, Chordata, Actinopteri, Perciformes, Anarhichadidae. The transcript has 2 exons. Gene Ontology annotation, cellular component: nucleus.
UUUUGCACAUCCCAGCUGACCAGCUGCUGUUUCAUUUGAAAAAAAGAAACUUUGGAUAUGAGUGUUGACACACGUGUGGAUUUGAGCAACGGCCUCGAGAAUGUUCCUGUGUUCAUUGAGCGGAGUUCCGCCGACAUGACGUUUCCUGAAUUUCAGUAUUCCACAGAUAACAUUCAGGGACCAGGGUGCACCGCUGACCCCACUGAAGUCGCCCUUCCUGGAUGCUCGUGUCGUUCCCGCUCCUGCUGCGCUGAGAACUGCACCUGCCUGCGGACGCGCGGCCGUGCGUACGACAGCGCCGGCGCGCUGCUGACCCUCGGCCCAACAGACUCUGGUUACUGCGCACCGGUGUUUGAGUGCAACGCCCUUUGCGCCUGCAGCGACGCCUGCUCGAACCGGGUGGUGCAGGGAGGGAUGAGGCUCAGGUUGGAGGUUUACGGCACGGAGAACAAGGGGUGGGGAGUGCGGACGCUGGGGGCGAUCCCACGUGGGACGUUUGUGUGCGAGUACGCGGGAGAGGUCAUCGGUCUGGAGGAGGCUAGACGCAGACAACUUGCCCAGAGCUCCGAGGAAAAUAACUACAUAAUAGCCGUGAGGGAGCACGCGGGCACAGGCGCCGUCGCCGAGACGUUCGUGGACCCCGCCGCGGUGGGAAACGUAGGCCGCUUCCUCAACCACUCCUGCCAGCCCAACCUGUUCAUGCAGCCGGUCCGCGUGCACUCCUUGGUUCCCCGGCUGGCGCUGUUUGCCGGGCGGAACAUUGAUGCUCAAGAGGAGCUGACAUUUGACUACACGGGGGGGUACAGUAACCACCUUCCCGUAGAGCUGCUGUCCACUCAAAGGGACGCUGACAUAUGGGCCAGUAGGACAGAUGGACUCCAGAGGAAAGAGUGCCACUGUGGGGCCAACAACUGUGUUCACUUCCUGCCAUUGGAUUUAUCUAUAAUCAACCGGGAAUGAACUAAGUUCCAUUUUAUAUCACGUGUGUUUUUAUCUGAAUGUCAAGAGAUGGAUGUGUUUUUCUAAAUGAUGCAGAAAAGAUUUUCUAUUAAAACUUAUCUCUACUUAGUGUUGUCUGUUUUGCAGUUUCCCCCCCGAACAUCUUAAUCCAUCCACUCAUUAGAACAAGACAAUGCAACAGGUUGAUGGCUCCACGUACACAAUGAGCCGGAUGAGUCAUGUCUGAGCCCGUCAUCGCUUCCUGUUUGGUCCCGCCGGCGUCUCCCACUCGAUGUAAGGCGAUGCAAUGAAAACUAAAACAAAGGUUGUAUUUGUCUGAGAGAGUAAACUUGUUGACGUUCCUGUCAUUUCAACCACCAGGGGGAUGUUUGCUCUGUAUAAGACGUUUCCCACCAGAUUUACAGUCUUGCAGCUGUCAGCUUGUCCUGGCACAUUUAAAUCCCAUUUCUCACAUGAAUCCGGGAGGAGCAGAAGCAUCAUUUGCACUGACAGAUAUUGAAGGAGUGUUCAAUAGGUGUCUUUUAAUAGCCACAUAGGCUACAGAAUUGAUCUGCAGACCUUUACAGUUGCCGAAGCAUUUUGCAAUAAGAAGAUGUCACCGAAAUGCUCAGUUAAAGAAAUAAUGUCGCCAUCAACUUGCCAUUUGUCUUCCGUCUUCAAUCAAUGCAGCCCUCUCCUUGUAGAUAUUCUCAGCUUCUCAUGCGCUCAAACCUCCGGAGAGGUGGGACCAAUUAAAAAGGGCCG